Molecule: messenger RNA, 2267 nt
Organism: Diceros bicornis minor
Lineage: Eukaryota; Metazoa; Chordata; Mammalia; Perissodactyla; Rhinocerotidae
Gene: ST3GAL3
Product: ST3 beta-galactoside alpha-2,3-sialyltransferase 3
Exons: 13
Coding region: 107-1282 (391 amino acids)
Molecular function (GO): sialyltransferase activity
Source: RefSeq, a predicted model, not a curated record
ACCUGCGCCGUCGCCUCCGCCUUGCCGCCCGCGUGGGGCUGGGCGCCGCUGCCCCGCUGCCGCCCUCUCCGCUGCGGUCAUGUAGGAAAUCAUAAAUCAUGUGAAGAUGGGACUCUUGGUAUUUGUACGCAAUCUGCUACUAGCCCUCUGCCUUUUUCUGGUACUGGGAUUUUUGUACUACUCUGCGUGGAAGCUACAUUUCCUCCAGUGGGAGGACUCCAAUUCAGUGGUUCUUUCCUUUGACUCCGCUGGACAAACGCUAGGCUCAGAGUAUGAUCGGUUGGGCUUCCUCCUGAAGCUGGACUCUAAACUGCCUGCUGAGUUAGCCACCAAGUACGCAAACUUUUCAGAGGGAGUUUGCAAGCCUGGAUAUGCUUCAGCCUUGAUGACUGCUAUCUUCCCCCGGUUCUCCAAGCCAGCACCCAUGUUCCUGGAUGACUCCUUCCGCAAAUGGGCUAGGAUCCGGGAAUUUGUGCCGCCCUUUGGGAUCAAAGGUCAAGACAAUCUGAUCAAAGCCAUCUUGUCAGUCACCAAAGAGUACCGCCUGACCCCUGCCUUGGACAGCCUCAGCUGCCGCCGCUGCAUCAUCGUAGGCAAUGGAGGUGUCCUUGCCAACAAGUCUCUGGGGUCACGAAUUGAUGACUAUGACAUUGUGGUCAGACUGAACUCAGCACCAGUGAAAGGCUUUGAGAAGGACGUGGGCAGCAAAACAACCCUGCGCAUCACCUACCCCGAGGGCGCCAUGCAGCGGCCUGAGCAGUACGAACGAGAUUCUCUCUUUGUCCUCGCUGGCUUCAAGUGGCAGGACUUCAAGUGGCUGAAGUACAUCGUCUACAAGGAGAGAGUGUUCUGGAAGCUGAGAAGUCCAGGAUCAUGGCGCUGGCAGAUGUGGUGUUUGAGUGCGUCGGACGGCUUCUGGAAAUCUGUGGCCACUCGAGUGCCCAAGGAGCCCCCUGAGAUUCGCAUUCUCAACCCAUAUUUCAUCCAGGAGGCCGCCUUCACCCUCAUCGGACUGCCCUUCAACAAUGGCCUCAUGGGCCGUGGGAACAUCCCAACACUUGGCAGUGUGGCAGUGACCAUGGCACUACAUGGCUGUGACGAGGUGGCAGUUGCAGGCUUUGGCUACGACAUGAGCACGCCCAACGCACCCCUGCACUACUACGAGACUGUGCGCAUGGCAGCCAUCAAAGAGUCCUGGACACACAAUAUUCAGCGAGAGAAAGAGUUUCUGCGGAAGCUAGUGAAAGCACGUGUCAUCACUGAUCUAACCAGUGGCAUCUGAGGUGGGCCCAGCACAUGGCCACAGAGGUCCACGCACCACCAAGAGCAAGCAGCAGUCACCAUCACCUGCCCACUUCACUGGCCUCAGUCUGGCUCUGCCUGAGAGGCACAGGAGUCUUCAGACCCAGAGAAGGACAGCGCUAAGUGGCCCCAAGGCUGGCGAGGCCUUGGCGGGGCAGCCAGAGCUGUGUCUGCUCAGAGGCCAGCCUCAGAGACCAGCACUCAGCCUCACUCUCAGCCUGGGUCCUUAAAGCCAGAGGGCCAGGAGGCCACUGGCCAUGCCUAGCGGGCCCAGCAUGCGGGAGGUGGACAUUAGGCAGCAAGGCUGCUGCCAGAAUCAUUUCUCCAAUCAGUGUUUGGUGUAUUAUCAUUUUGUGAAUUUGGGUGGUGGGAGGGUAGGGAUAAUUUAUUUUUAAAUAAGGUUGGAGAUGUCAGUUUGGUCCACUUGCUGUACGAAAAGAGGCCCAGUAGAGAGCCCAUCAGGCAGUGGUACCAGUGGGCUCCCUGUAGAGUAGGAGAGUCGGGACUAUCCUGUACCCUGCACUGGGCUACAGGGAAGUAGGCAGGAUCUCAUGCCAGCCCCCUCCAGCUCAUGACACUGUUUGGCCUUUCUUGGGGAGAAGAUGGGGUAUUCCCAUUCACCAGCCCCUAGCUGUCCCACAGGGAAACCUUGGAGCCAUCCUUUAAACCAACAAGACAGCCUCAGGCUAGAGCAGAGAGAACUUCCAAGCCCAGGAGGCGAGGCGAGGCCCAGGCUGGUGGAAAUGGCACUACCACCCCCCCACCACUGCAACUGACCCAUAGGACGGUGCGCCAGGCCUGGACUGACUGACUGGGCAGCUGUUCUGGGUUUUAGCAAUGAGACUGCCAGGUCCUUGGGUUCGCCUUUAGCCUGGACCAGAGGGAAGUGAGGCUCAAGGACCUUACCCAGACUGUGGCAGUCGUCCUGGGCAGCCAUCAUGGAAGCAAUAAAGCUCUUCCCUGAA